AUGGAUCACGCGAAAGGCCCAGCCGGUUUAGCCAGUUCAGGAGCGGCCUCACGAUCAGGAGGUGCUAGCAAUAGUAGCAGUAGUAGGCUCGGUCAAUUGAACGACCCUACAGUAGGUUCGGCGGCGAACAACCCUGUUACAAUCACUUCCCCUAACGUCACACCGGCAACUGCUCCGUCGUCUAAUGUAACCACUCCGCGCGCCACUCCCAGCUUCCCCCGCCCUGGGGGGGGAAGCGCUGCGCUUUCGCCUUACUCCGCAGGCGCGUCGCCGUAUCGAUCGGCUGCUUCCUUUUACGGGGCCACCGGAAACCCUUCCGCCAGUUCUGGUCCUUUAAAAGGCGCUGCGGGUGGCGCUGGCGCAGGUUCCGCCUCUGUGUCCGCGUCUCCUAGUGUGGCGGAACGACGGGCGGAGAUCGUCGCGCAUCAUCUCCGCGUGGCCGCGUCUCUGGCUUCCGCCGUUUCCGCCAUCGACGACUCCGCGGGCUCCGCCGUUUCCGCUGAUCCUCCCCCGCUGGACUUACAGAGCGCAGCUGUUCGCGCGGAAGGGCAGCUUCCGCCAGGCGAGAUCGGGGGAGACUUGAGAGUGACAGUAACGAAUGAGACAGGAAUGAAUGGCGCAUUCAAGAGCGAGACGGAAGCCGAAGCGGCGGAACGGACUGAUUGGGAUCGGUCGGCCGAAGGGGACGGUAGACCUGACGAGGCGGGGAACAGUGAUCCGAAACGGACCGAGAAUAAGCGGAUCGAUAGCCGUCGAGGAAAUAGCGGCGGCGGCGGCGGCGGCGGUGUUGGUGGCGGAAGUGGUAGUGGUAGCGGUGGACAGAGGAGAUCAGGCGGAAGUGGAGACGCGGAUGCGGGGGAGACUUCGAGGCAAAACGAAGGCGGGCGCCCCCCGCGCAGCCCUGAGGACGGGAGCGGCAGUCGCGGAAGGAAGAAGGGCAGCGCCAAGCGGUAUCCAGUGCGCCGGCAACUGUUUUCCGCGGGAGGGCGACGCGCGGGCGCCGCAACGGGGGGAAACGGGGGCGGGGAUGGAGCCGGCGGAGCAGGCGAACGGGGCGGAAGAGGCGCGCGGGGAUCUUCCGCGGGGCAGGGUGAGGAGUGGCGGGCUCCGCAGCCGUGGGGGCGCGCGGGGAGAGCAGUGCGGUCGGUGCUCCGCACAUGGGGUUGGGACACGUUGUUCUGGCGGCACGAGGAGCAGGGGCAGCUGCUGGGGGGAGGGCGGGCGAGCGGAGAAUCAGGGCGGGCGGAAGAUGGCGCGCAGGAGGAGGAAGGCGGGGGAGGGGAGGGGGGAGGAGAGGGGUCGGGGUCGGGGGCGGGGGCGGGGGAGUGGGGGAGGCAGUAUCCGCAGGGCGCGCAGGGGGAUCCGCUGGAGAGUUUGGACUAUGAUGUGAUAGACAACUCGGUGUAUCGCGAGGAACAGGCAAGGAGGGGCAAGUUGCACCAGAUGGGGUACCUCAUAGUCAAGUGGGUCUUUGCUCUCUGCCUCGGCAUAGCCACGGGUCUGGCAGCCUUUUCCAUCAACGUGGCAGUGGAGAUUCUCGCGGGGUGGAAGUUCGGGGCCACGUGGUGGGUGAUGCAGCGCUCGCACGCGCUGGCCUUCGUGGUGUACCUGGCCUUCAACGUGCUGCUCGUCUUCUCCUCCUCCUUCAUCGUCACCCGCUUCGCCCCCGCCGCUGCCGGCUCGGGGAUUCCAGAGAUCAAGGGGUAUCUGAACGGCAUUGAUAUGCCGGGCAUCCUGUUGGUGCGCACGCUGGUUGGUAAGAUGCUGGGCAGUGUGGGGUCGGUGGCUGGUGGGCUGGCGCUGGGCAAGGAAGGCCCUCUCGUGCACACUGGCGCGUGCCUUGCUGCUCUCAUCGGUCAGGGCGGCUCAUCGCGCUACCGCAUCCCCUUCAAGUGGUUCCGGGCAUUCCGCAAUGACAGGGACAGGCGAGACAUGGUCACGUGUGGAGCGGCAGCGGGGGCAGCAGCGGCGUUCAGAGCACCAGUAGGGGGAGUGCUGUUUGCACUGGAGGAGGUCACGUCCUGGUGGCGCCCGCAGCUCAUGUGGAGGGUGUUCUUCACGUCAGCAGUGGUGGCGGUGGUGCUCAAGGCGUGCAUGCGCUGGUGUGCCAGCGGGGAGUGCGGCAAAUUCGCAUCGGGCGGGUUCAUCAUUUGGGAUGUGCACGGGGGAGCGAGUGAGUUCUUCUCUUAUCAGCUGCUACCCAUGACCAUGCUCGGUCUCAUGGGUGGCCUUCUAGGGGCACUGUUCAACCAGCUCACACUCUACCUCUCGGCAUGGCGCCGCAACUACCUCCACAAGCGAGGCGAUCGAGUCAAGAUCAUCGAGGCGUGCCUGGUGGCAGCAGCGACAUCAGCGCUGUCCUUCACCAUCCCCUUCCUGGCGCCGUGCCGAGCAUGCCCUGACCCCAUGCGUUACCCUGACAUUGUGUGCCCGCGCCCCAAGUACCACUGGGGCAACUUCGUGCAGUUCAACUGCCCUCGCGACGACCAGUACAAUGACCUCGCCACCAUUUUCUUUAACACACAGGACGACGCCAUCCGCAAUCUGUUCAGCAGCGGCACUAUCCAGGAGUACAGCGCCACCACCCUCAUCUCCUUCCUCCUCAUCUUCUUCUGCCUGGCGGUGCUGACAUACGGCAUAGCGGUGCCGUCAGGGCAGUUCGUGCCAGGCAUCAUGAUAGGUGCCACGUACGGGCGGCUGGUGGGCAUGCUCAUGGUGCACAUGUACGGGCAGGACAACACGGACGAGGGCACGUACGCGCUGCUGGGAGCAGCAUCGUUCCUGGGGGGGUCGAUGCGCAUGACGGUGUCGCUGUGUGUGAUCAUGGUGGAGAUCACCAACAACCUCAACCUGCUCCCGCUCAUCAUGCUCGUCCUCCUCGUCUCCAAGGCCGUGGGAGACGGGUUGAACGCGGGUUUCUACGACCUGCACGCGCAGCUGCGUGGCAUCCCCAUCCUGGAGGCCCAGUCGCAGCGCUUCAUGCGCAUGCUGUCCGCGCGGGACGCGGCGUCCACCAAGGUGGUGUACUUUGCGCGCGUGGAGAUGGUGGGGCGCAUUGCCGAGGUGCUGCGCUCCACGUCGCACAACGGCUACCCCGUGCUGCAGGACCUGCCUGAUGGGCACACGGCGCUUGCUGGGCUUAUUCUGCGCAGCCAGCUGUUGGUGCUUCUGCGCUCCAAGGCGGACUUUCAGCAGUCGCCCACCGAGAGAAUUCACCCCCUGCAGACCAGCUCCCUGCGCUCGCUGGGAAGCUACUCGUUCUCAGACUUUGCCAAGCCGGUGUCCACCAAGGGCAUCACCAUUGGGGACAUAGAGCUGUCUCGGGAGGACCUCACGCUCUGGAUCGACCUGGGGCCCUUCCUCAACCCCACGCCCUUCAUCGUUGACGAGAACAUGUCGCUCACUAAGGUGCACACGCUGUUUCGGCAGCUGGGACUGCGCCAUCUGUGUGUGGUGCCGCCUCCCUCCAGAGCUGUUGGCAUCAUCACGCGCAAGGACCUUCUGCCUGAGAUUCUGGAGGAGCGGCAUGCAGAGUUUGAGGACCUCACAUGGGAGGAAGGCGAGAUCGAGACGUUCACGCCUCGCCUCCUGCGCCGCGGCUCAUCUGCUGCCCCCCAGUCGCCCGCGCAGCACCUUCAGCAGCAGCAGAUGGAAGUGCAGCUGCGGGAGAUGGGCGCUCGGGCAUUCAAACGGGGAGCAGCAGCGAGGCGGGGCGAGUAG
This is a messenger RNA of Closterium sp. Naga37s-1, 3720 nucleotides long. The record is from the annotation of a GenBank genome assembly. Lineage: Eukaryota; Viridiplantae; Streptophyta; Zygnematophyceae; Desmidiales; Closteriaceae.